This is a messenger RNA of Fusarium sp. VM40, 837 nucleotides long. The record is from the annotation of a GenBank genome assembly. Lineage: Eukaryota; Fungi; Ascomycota; Sordariomycetes; Hypocreales; Nectriaceae.
AUGUCUUCAGGAUUCCAACCCAAACAGGUGACCCAAUAUGAGGCCUCUCAUUUGGCCGAACUGAUGGGGACCGUCAGCGAAACCAUUAUUGACUAUGGCCUUGAUCUAAUACCCCCCAUUGAGUCCACCAAUAUCAUCCACGAUAACGCCUGUGGCGCUGCGGUUGUUUCCCAAGCUAUACUAGCAAAGGCUUCACCGACUUCAGAAGGCUUCGAGAUCAGUGCAACUGACAUCAACCCCCAAUUUGUGAUGGGUUGCGAGCAGGCCGCCCAGUUAAACAAGUGGCCUGUGAAAGCACAAGUGAUGGAUGCUCUUCAAUUUUCUGACAAGCAUUUCACCCAUUCCUUCAAUAACUUCGCGUUCCAUUCCAUGGAUAUUGCCAAGCCUGGCUUGAAAGAAGUCUUUCGGACCCUCAAGCCUGGAGGCAUCGUUAUGGUCUCUACUUGGAAUGAUAUGCCGCAUAUUGAUGCUAUCAAACAUGCCCAUUGGCGCACCCGUGGGGAGGAAUGCUCUCUGCCACUGAUGCUCCAAGAUAUAUCCUUUGAGGAGGAACAUAUGAAGCAGGCUCUGGAAGAAGCCGGAUUCGACCCUGCCAGAACACAAAUCUACCACAAAGAUGCUUACAUAACGAUCCCAGAUAUGAAGCGGUGGGUACAGCUGGCUUGGAGCUAUUUGGGCAUCUUGCCUGCGGGAUGGCUCAAGGAAGAUGAGGAAAAAUGGCAAGAGGCUGUUGAUGAUAUUGUGGAACAAUUGUUGAGCGGGAAUGAUAUCUCGGAAAAUGAUAAUGGCGAUACUGUUAUGCGAUUUGGAGGGUGCAUCGCCAUAGCUACCAGAUAA